Messenger RNA from Caenorhabditis remanei, 414 nucleotides. RefSeq lists its product as uncharacterized. The record is from RefSeq and is a predicted model, not a curated record. Bases 1 to 414 code for a protein of 137 amino acids. Lineage: Eukaryota; Metazoa; Nematoda; Chromadorea; Rhabditida; Rhabditidae. The transcript is spliced from 3 exons. Gene Ontology annotation, molecular function: zinc ion binding.
AUGGACUCCAAACCAUCAGCACCAGCCUAUCCACAGGCUCCUCCAGCCUACGCAGAGGCUGCUGGAGGUGCUCCAGCUCCACCAAACGUCAUCUAUCCACCACAACAGAUGCCGAAUCCACAACAACAGCAACAACCGAUCUAUGUUGUUCAACAACCACAGGAGGUCAUCAUCGUUCAUGCCAAUGCUAAGAUGGCGCCGUCAUUCGACCCAUACAACGAGUUCUGUCCGCAUUGCAAUGUGAACGUGGUGACCCGUGUUGAGCGCACAAUGGGAUUCUGCUCUUGGACGAUGCUCUUCUUGGGUCUCUUCGUCUUCUUCCCACUUCUCUGUUGCUUCUGUUUGGAUGGAUUCAAAGACUCGAGACACGCGUGUCCACAGUGUGGAACCAUUCUUUCUUACAAGAGAAGAUAA